Molecule: messenger RNA, 2705 nt
Organism: Musa acuminata AAA Group (dessert banana)
Lineage: Eukaryota; Viridiplantae; Streptophyta; Magnoliopsida; Zingiberales; Musaceae
Product: VIN3-like protein 1
Exons: 4
Coding region: 259-2190 (643 amino acids)
Biological process (GO): epigenetic regulation of gene expression; vernalization response
Molecular function (GO): protein binding
Source: RefSeq, a predicted model, not a curated record
CGGUCGUCUCGCGUUCUCCACCUCCUUCUUAGGUCGGUGCCUCGUUCCCACCUACCAUUCCCUUCGCAACCACCGCCGUUCGCGAGGAGAAACACCCACUCGCCAGCCGUCAUCACGCGGUCUCCGGCGUGGGACGCCUUUGGAAGGGGGAGUCCGGCGACCAAAGGCCAACGACCGGCUUCAAAGAAUACAUCCUUUCACUACAAGCACUCUGGAAGAAAGCCUGGUUGAGCUCCUGAAGUUAAUUCUAAGAAGGAUAUGGCACAAUCAUGUCUCGAUAAACAAAGAAAGCAACCUAGUUCAUCAAAAUGUAAAAUGACAGUUGUUAGUAAAGCAACAACCAAAGGAUGCAAAAACUUGGACUUGAAGAAGCUUUCUUUAGAUCAUCCAGAUCUCACCGACAAUGAGCCCCCUAGGAAGCAACCAAGGAGAAGUGAACAUCCUGUUCAUCUUCCUUCUGCUGAAAUCUUUGAAGAUUUCAGGUCUGCUAACACGUGGAUCUGUAAGAACUCAGCCUGUAAGGCUGUCCUUUCCUCAGAGGAUACAUUCUGCAAAAGGUGCUCAUGUUGCAUCUGCCACCUCUUUGAUGACAACAAGGAUCCUAGUCUUUGGUUAGUCUGCACAUCUGAAUCUGGUGAUAGGGACUGCUGUGGAUUGUCUUGUCAUAUUGAGUGUGCACUCCAGUGCCAAAAGGCAGGAGUUUUCAGUCUUGGACAAUUUAUGCUGCUUGAUGGGAGCUACUGUUGUGCUUCUUGUGGAAAGGUUUCUGGAAUAAUAGGAUGCUGGAAGAGGCAACUUGCAGUGGCAAAAGAUGCUCGUCGGGUGGAUGUCCUUUGUUAUCGCAUUUUUUUAAGCUAUAGGCUUCUGGAUGGCACUUCUCGCUUUAAAGAAUUGCACCAGACCGUGGAGGAAGCGAAGGCAAAGUUAGAAACAGAAGUUGGUCCAGUGGAUGGAGUAUCAGCCAAGAUGGCCCGUGGCAUUGUGAGCAGGCUGUCCAUUGCUGCCGAUGUUCAGAAACUCUGCUUUGCUGCAAUUGAGAAGGCAGAUGAAUGGUUAAGAUUGAGGUCAACUGGUCAUUUAGAGGAAAAUCACAAAGAUUCACUUCCGGCUGCCUGUAGGUUUCAUUUUGAAGAAAUAUCAUCAUCUUCUCUUGUAAUUGUUUUGAAGGAGGCUUCUUCAACAUUUGAUGCCAUCAAAGGUUAUAAGUUCUGGUACUGCAAGACCAGAGAUCAACCAUAUAAGAAAGAGCCUGUCAUCUUCCCAAGAGCUCAGAGAAGGAUUUUAAUUACAAACCUCCAGCCAUGUACAGAAUAUGCCUUCCGGAUUAUCUCAUUCACAGAGGAUGGGGAUUUUGGUCACUCUGAGUCGAAGUGUUUUACUAAGAGCGUGGAGAUCAUCAACAAGCAUAUGGAGAAUAAUGGGGCAGAAGGGUGUUCCUCCAGUGACAAGCAAGAAGGGAAGACACCAGUUGCCAGAUCCUCUGGAUUUAAAGUUCGGAAUCUAGGAAAGAUAUUGCGGUUAGCUUGGGCGCAGGAAGAUGGGUGCUAUGAUGGGUUUUACGAUGAUAAUGUUCAAGAGGAGUCAUGUGGUGGGAGUGGUGAAGUGAUAGCAGAGGUUGUCGAAGCAGCGCCUGCCACUUCACGCCGGCUUGAUUUGAAUGUGGCCACAGUUCCUGAUUUAAAUGCUGAGGCAACUCCACCCACUGAAUGCUCUCCUGAGGAGGAAAAUGCAUGCAGCUCUGAGAAGAAUGAAUUAGCCAGAUCUAAUGGAAGUGAUGAUUCCCAGACUUGUGCAGCAACAUUGGUCCACGAAGUGCCUGCUGUGGAAUCUCGACCUGAGUGUGAGGAACAACCAGCUGAGGAAACUUGUGAGGGAGAUAGCACUUUGGUCAGUGGUUCACCUAGGCGAUUCCAACAUAGGUUGGGUCAGUUGGAUGACAAUUAUGAGUACUGCGUGAAGGUGAUAAGAUGGCUGGAGUGUUUGGGGCACAUUGAAAGUGAUUUCCGCAUGAAGUUCUUAACAUGGUUUAGCUUGAGGUCAACCGAGCAAGAACGCAGGGUGGUACUUACAUUCAUCCAUACACUUAUUGAAGAGCCCAGCAGUUUGGCAGGGCAGUUGCUGGAUUCAUUUUCAGAAAUUGUUACCUGCAAGAGACUGCGCAGUGGUUUCUGUAGUAAGCUGUGGCACUAAUGUGAAAACCUGGCUCAAGAGUUUUGGCUGCUCUUCCUCUUGUCCUCUUAACAUUUAUUAAAGAGGUCCAUCCAUAUCGGUUUCUUUGAUUAUUUAUCAUACAGGUUGUUACUAUCGGCACUCGCUAACUUGGAAACACUAACAUCAUCUGUCUACUACCAUUUCAAUGAGUGUCCACUUUGGCAGUUGUCCUCCGUUCAGGGAACUACUGAAGGUGAUGCCAGUGACAGUUUGCUUAGGUGGGGUCCUCGUGGAGUUGGCUACAUCAUAACCAACAAAUGCAACCAUUUGAUGUUGCUGUUUGUUCCUUGUCGACCAAUCGGAGGUUCGUAGUUCGUAGUGCUUUCGUUGUUAAAAAGUCGGAUCCAUAUUCAACUUGCAGCGAUCAUCUAUAUACACAGAUUUGUUGCUCCUGCUUGCCCAAUAUAUUAGCUGGUUUAUGUUGUAAAAGGUAGGAUUGUGAAGACAGAAUGAUUCCAUACACUGUCAUAGUGGUAGCAUGGUUUAUCUUCCAA